Urocitellus parryii (Arctic ground squirrel) is the source of this 2551-nucleotide messenger RNA. NCBI's taxonomy places the organism in Eukaryota, Metazoa, Chordata, Mammalia, Rodentia, Sciuridae. The record is from RefSeq and is a predicted model, not a curated record.
AUGGGAGCCGGUCAGGGGCGGGGACUGACCCCCUGCUUUGUCCUAGAUGUGAAUGAAUGCGCCUCUGGACAAAACCCGUGCCACAAAUCCACCCACUGCCUCAACCAAGUGGGCRGCUACCAGUGCCGCUGCCGACCCGGCUGGAAGCCUAUCCCCGGAUCCCCCAACGGCCCCAACAGCACCGUGUGCGAAGAUAUGGACGAGUGCAGCUCCGGGCAGCAUCAGUGCCACCAGUCCACCAUCUGCACCAACACCCUGGGGUCGUACCAGUGCCACUGCCGCCCAGGCUGGGAGCUGAUUCCUGGGAGCGUCAAUGGCCGGAACAGCACCAUCUGCAAAGUCAAGCCCUUCUUCACCUGGUCUCUGCCCCCUGGAGUCCACAGCCAGAGUCUCUCCCGCUUCUUUGACAAAGUCAACAAUCUGCACAAGGAUUUCAAGCCAGUUGCGGCCACCAACACCAUCCAGAACCUCAUUGGGGCCAUGGACCAGCUGCUGAAAGCCCCUGGGGACGUGGAGGACAUUGCCCUGCCUGUCCGGCACCAGGUGGCCACGCAGUUGCUCCUGGGCCUGGAGCAAUCUCUGAGGACCCUGGCGGAGUCUCUGCCUGAAGGCCCCUUCACCUACCGGUCCCCUUCAGGCACAGAGCUGUCCCUGAUGAACCAGAAGCCAGGGAAUGGAAAUGUCACUUUGGGCCAGAGCCACGCACGGAUCCACCUAGACUGGGCCACCGCAACUGGAGCCGGGAACUCCAGCACAGGCACCACUGUGGUGGGCAUCCUGUCCAACCCGAACAUGGGGAAGCUGCUGGUCAACGCCUCCCUGGUUCUGGACCCCGAGAAGGUAGAGGAGCUGCAGAAGGCCCACGAAGGCCCCCUGCGGGGCGCGCGCAUCCAGAUCCUCUCGCCCGUCAACUCSGUCUUUCUGACCAACAACGACACUGAGAAGCUCGCCUCCCCUGUGACCUUCGCCUUCUCCCACGAUGGGGAGAGAUCCAGGAAACGUAAAGAGCUGAUCUGUGCCUUCUGGAAGAUGGACAGUAACAAGAGUGGACACUGGGACACCACCGGCUGCUGGAAGCUGGGCAGCGGCAAUAACAGCACCACCUGCCAAUGCAACCACUUGAGUAGCUUUGCCAUCCUCAUGGCCCACUACGACAUACAGGACUGGAAGCUGGAGCUGAUCACCAAGGUGGGACUGUGGCUGUCGCUCGUCUGCCUUCUGCUGUGCAUCCUCACCUUCCUGCUGGUGCGGCCCAUCAAGAGCUCUCGCACCACCGUGCACCUGCACCUCUGCGUCUGCCUGUUCGUGGGCUCCGYCGUCUUCCUGGCGGGCAUCGAAAAGGAAACCCCAGACGGCGAGGCGGGGCUGCGCUGCCGCCUGGUGGCCGGGCUGCUGCACUACUGCUUCCUGGCCGCCUUCUGUUGGAUGAGCCUGGAGGGCCUGGUGCUGUACUUCCUCGUGGUGCGCGUGUUCCAGGGCCAGGGCCUGAGCACACGCUGGCUCUGCCUGAUCGGCUACGGCGUGCCCCUGCUCAUCGUGGCCAUCUCGGCGGCCACCGCCAGCGAGGGCUACGUCGGCGAGACCUACUGCUGGUUGAGCAAAAAGCAUGGCUUUUUCUGGAGCUUCGUAGGACCCCUGGCCUUAAUCAUUUUGUGCAAUGCUGUGAUCUUCGUGAUUACCGUCUGGAGGCUCACUCAGAAGUUUUCUGAAAUCAACCCAGACCUGAAGAAAUUACGGAAGGCAAGGGUGCUGACCGUCACAGCCAUUGCCCAGCUCUUUGUGUUGGGCUGUACCUGGGUCUUUGGCUUGUUCCUCUUUGAACCCUACAGCUCAGUGCUGACCUACAUCUUCACCAUCCUCAACUGCCUGCAGGGACUCUUCCUCUACGUCCUGCUCUGCCUUCUCAACAAGAAGGUGAGGGAAGAGUACCGCAAGUGGGCCUGCAUGGUUGCUGGGAGCAAGUACUCAGAGUUUGCCUCUUCCACAACUGGCAGCAGCCACAAUCAGACUCGGGAGCUCAGGCCAUCGGAGUCUGGUAUGUAAAGGCAAGGAUCACGCCAAGCCAGUGACUCCUGCACGUGCUGAAGGAUACCCUCCUGCCGCUGUCCUCCCACCUUGGGGCCCCAUUGCAGUAGAGCGGGCCACAGCUCAUCUCAUACUCAACCCCAGAACGGGGGAGCUGCCAGCGGUCCCGCUUCUGACCAUCUCUGUGCCCCACRAAAGCUGUGGGGACACAAACUGGCCCAGGGUUGCAACCCACUGCUCUAGCACAUACUGCCAGUUCUGAGGACAGACUGCAGACCCUGGUGCCCUUUACCCUCAGCUCUUUGCCACAGAACAGAAGGGGCCAGGAUGCUGGGUUCAGCUUGCCUAUUAAGCCAAGACUGAAGUCAGAGGCAGAGAAGCUGGCUGCCGCUGACACUCACGGUACAGAGGCCUGGCUGCCCACCUGCAGGGGCAGAGGGGUCUCCCUGUUGUGAAGGUUGGAUGUUGUGUAAUGUCUUUUUAUCUGUGUAAAUCUCUCAGUGUUGACACUUAAAAAAAUUAAAUA